AUGGUAGUCAAACCCGAAUGCGAAAAUGAUAAUGGAGGAGGCGGUUCUGGUGGUGACAACGGAGGCGGUGAUGACAAUGGUGGUGAAGGCGGUGGUGGUGCCGGCAACGGAGAGUGCAACUGCACCCCUGGCGAGGCACCAUCGAUCUGUGGGAAAAACGGUUCUGAUGGAGUAUUGAUUGCUCACGAGAACUGCAACCAAUUCUACAAGUGUGCUCACGGAGUCCCUGUCGCUUUAGAAUGCUACGGCAACCUCAUGUACAACCCGUAUAAGAAGUACUGCGACUUCCCUGAAAAUGUAGACUGUGGCACCAGAGUCAUACCCGAAUGCGAAAAUGAUAAUGGAGGAGGCGGUUCUGGUGGUGACAACGGAGGAGGUGAUGACAAUGGCGGUGAAGGCGAUGGUGGUGCCGGCAACGGAGAGUGCAACUGCACCCCUGGCGAGGCACCAACGAUUUGUGGCAAAAACGGUUCUGAUGGUGUACUGAUUGCCCACGAGAACUGCAACCAAUUCUACAAGUGUGCUCACGGAGUCCCCGUCGCUUUUGAAUGCUACGGCAAUCUUCUAUACAACCCCCAUAAAGAGUAUUGUGAUUUCCCUGAAAAUGUAGACUGUGGGGAUAGAAUUAUUGGAUAGGGAACUACAGAGAGUAUUUUUUAUAGCUUAAGAAUUUUUUUUAUAGCUUAAGAAUUUUGUAAUCAGUUAUAUAAGUGGUCCAAUGAUUAUAAUAAAUGGUUAAAUUAUUAAUUCUUAAGAAUGUCAAAGUCAAAAUAUUUUUUUGACAUAAAAUCAAAAGAUUUCUCGUCAACGUCGAUCACAAAAAAUACAAUUCAGAUACAUACAUAUUAAUUACACAAAAGUUGAAACAUAUAGGUAUAUAUUUUUAAAAUAAUGCAAACCAGUGAAACAAUACAAGGUUGAACCAUAAAAUCCAUAAAAAAACAACUAUAAUUCUAUUCAAUUCCAUAUUGUAAUAUCGUUUACGUAAUCUUCAAUACUGUAAUAAGCCUUCGACAUAAGUCUGCGUUUAAAAAAAAACAACUAUAAUACUAUUCAAUUCCAUAUUGUAAUAUCGUUUACGUUAUCUUCAAUACUGUAAUAAGCCUUCGACAUAAGUCUGCGUUUAAAAAAAAACAACUAUAAUACUAUUCAAUUCCAUAUUGUAAUAUCGUUUACGUUAUCUUCGAUACUGUAAUAAGCCUUCGACAUAAGUCUGCGUUUAAUAAAAGAUUUAAUUUAUUUAUUGAUAAUUCAGAUACACUUUUUGGUAAUUUAUUCUAAAAUUUAAUGUCGAAUCAGCGAAUCUUAAGAAUGUAUCUUAAGUGAUUAAAUAGUGAUAGUUUUUUUUUAAUCGUGUUUAGCAUGGCUAGUAUUUUUUUAUUUUAGACUGAUUUUUUAAAUUAUUUUUUUUAGACUCAUUUUAGUUAAUUUGUCAAAAUAUAUAUUAUGAUCGAGAUUUUAUUGAAACUGAAAAUAAACUUAAAUAUUACCU
Molecule: messenger RNA, 1492 nt
Organism: Leptidea sinapis
Lineage: Eukaryota; Metazoa; Arthropoda; Insecta; Lepidoptera; Pieridae
Exons: 2
Coding region: 1-636 (211 amino acids)
Cellular component (GO): extracellular region
Molecular function (GO): chitin binding
Source: RefSeq, a predicted model, not a curated record